Misgurnus anguillicaudatus (oriental weatherfish) is the source of this 1628-nucleotide messenger RNA. RefSeq names its product galactose-3-O-sulfotransferase 1a (gene gal3st1a). Gene Ontology annotation, cellular component: membrane. Gene Ontology annotation, molecular function: galactosylceramide sulfotransferase activity. Gene Ontology annotation, biological process: galactosylceramide biosynthetic process; myelination. The record is from RefSeq and is a predicted model, not a curated record. NCBI's taxonomy places the organism in Eukaryota, Metazoa, Chordata, Actinopteri, Cypriniformes, Cobitidae.
UCUUUCAAACAGGCACGCGGGUCCCUGGACACCGGCUCUCAUGCGUCACGGCGAGCGCGAGCCUCGUCUGUAUGCUGUUCAGUCAGCUCAGCUUAGCUCAGCAGACAGCCAACGACUGGAGAAGGGGCUUUAAAACCAUCAGAUGCGUCUGUCUCUCUGUCAGCCAAGUAAAAAGAAUGUCUACAUGACUCGGGUUCUGUUUCAGGUUCCAACCAGGCAGUUAUGAUGGUUGGAAAACCGGCGAGACAGUGGAGGUCCGUCUGUAAGGGUCUGAUUUUGGGCGCUCUGUUGACCACAUGCAUGAUUCUUCUGUACUGUCUGUCCGCCCCAGAGGUCCACUUCAGCCUGCAGGAGGUCCCAGUGCCUUACUCCUGUGCUCAUCGGCCAUCUCCCGUCCACUCCUCAAUCUCAAACAGAUCCCAUGAUGCAUCAGGGCAGAGACCCUGCACUCCCAAAGUGGACGUAAUGUUCAUGAAAACCCAUAAAACAGCCAGCAGCACGUUUCUCAACAUACUCUUUCGUUUCGGCGAAAAGCACAACCUGAAAUUUGCCUUCCCCAACAGCCGCAAUGACUUCUUUUACCCGUCUCCUUUCCAUCGCUCGCAGGUGCAAGACUACAGACCGGGAAUGUGUUUCAAUAUCAUCUGCAAUCACAUGCGUUUCAAUGCUGCCGAGGUGGCCAAGGUGCUUCCGGCCGACGCCUCGUACAUCACAAUCCUCCGUGACCCGGCUGACCUCGCCGAGUCCUCCUUCCACUAUUUUGGACGUGUGGUACCCAUGACGUGGAAACUUUCAGGGGAGGAUAAGCUCGGAGAAUUCCUGAACAAUCCUGAGCUUUACUACGAUCCCGAGGGCUUUAAUUCGUUUUAUCUGAAAAACUUGCUUUUCUUCGACUUUGGGGAGGAUAAUAACAUGGAUCCUAACGACCCAAGGGUGGACGUGGCCAUCGAUGCCAUCGCCCAACGUUUCCAGCUGGUGAUGCUGGUGGAGCAUUUCGAAGAGUCUCUCAUCUUGCUUAAGGAUGUGCUCUGCUGGGAAAUGGACGACUUGCUGUUUUUCAAACUCAAUGCGAGGAAAGUUUCGACCGUUUCUAGACUCGCCUCAAACCUCCGAGCCAAGGCGCUGGAGUGGAACGCUAUCGAUUGGAAACUUUACCAGUAUUUCAACGCCACUUUCUGGCGCAAAGUGGACGCUUAUGGCUCCGAACGCAUGGCUAAGGAUGUGGCGGAGCUGCGUCGCAGGAACGCUGAAAUGGCCUCCGUUUGCAUUGAGGGAGGCCAUGCUGUCGAUGCAGGCAACAUUCUUGAGACCUCCAUGCAGCCGUGGCAACCCAUCGGUGAAAAGUCGAUUUUGGGGUACAAUCUGAAAAAGAACAUUGACAAAGCACAUCGAAAGCUCUGUAGGAAAAUGCUCACCCCAGAGUUGCAAUACCUUACUGAUAUGGGCGUCAACCUGUGGAUAACAAGACUGUGGGGUCACAUAAGAGAAAUCAUUCACUGGUAGCUCUUAAUGCCGCGUUUUUACAGUAACAGACAGACCUAAAACCUUUUCUGUGUCAGAAAGAAAUAAUACGUUGUUGCAAAGUGUUCGAGUGCUUGAGUCAAUCAUAAAAAUAUGAAUCAACCACA